This is a messenger RNA of Lactuca virosa, 336 nucleotides long. Lineage: Eukaryota; Viridiplantae; Streptophyta; Magnoliopsida; Asterales; Asteraceae. The record is from the annotation of a GenBank genome assembly.
AUGAGAGCGUUUAGAGGUUGGGGUGAAAAGGUUAGUGUGAAGGAGGGGUUUCUUGUUUUGCAUUUUGGGCAUGUCAAGUCUCCGAUGGUCGGUGCUGAUGAAGUUGGGGAUUCUAGUGGUGUGCCGUUUUCCCCUUCCUGGUCUUUGAAAGAUGAUUCGCACCUUUCUUUGUUUGAAUAUGCAGUUGACUUUGCAAAAAAUGUGUUUCCACCUGGCACUCGAUCCGAAAUGGCUAAUUAUUCCCUUUCUGACCUCCUUGGGCCUUUUCGUUUUGCUUCAGCUCAAAGUGCAAGUUUUUUUUUGCUGAGGAUGCUAAUCGUCUUUAACGGUUUCUAG